Messenger RNA from Aethina tumida (small hive beetle), 1952 nucleotides. RefSeq names its product homeobox protein Hmx (gene Hmx). Gene Ontology annotation, biological process: regulation of transcription by RNA polymerase II. The record is from RefSeq and is a predicted model, not a curated record. Lineage: Eukaryota; Metazoa; Arthropoda; Insecta; Coleoptera; Nitidulidae. The transcript has 3 exons. Gene Ontology annotation, cellular component: nucleus. The coding region runs from base 313 to 1620 and encodes 435 amino acids. Gene Ontology annotation, molecular function: DNA-binding transcription factor activity, RNA polymerase II-specific; RNA polymerase II transcription regulatory region sequence-specific DNA binding.
AGAGCGACGCCGUCAGGUAAAGUUAGGGGUGUGUAUCUGGCGGCCGAGAGGGUGUGUCCACAUUUUCGCCGCCCUUUUCGCCCUACGAGCCACAAUCUAAGCACUUACGGACGAUACUCCGUCAUAGGCAAUCUAACGGCCCGCCGGAUAUUUUAUAAUCUAUUUUUGGGGGUCCGACACGCGGUUCCCGUUCGCGGCAUUUUUUUUCGGUUAGGUGCUGUGUGUCCGGUGCGACUUUGUUGUCUACGUAGUGUGCAGUGUUUGAUGCGACCGACUGGUAACCAAAGACCGACGUAAAUAAACUUUGUAGAAAUGAGUUCGCCGGUACGCGACAUCGAAGUUAAUGUGGUCUCGAGUCCGGAGUCGAGCAGCAGGAACAAUUCGCCGGAGCCGGACGGCUACCGGAUCCUGAACCGCGGCCAGAAUAUCACGUGUUUCCCGGUGAUCAAGACGAGCGACGAUGAGGAGAAGAACGAGAAGGAGCUGUCGUCGAAGUCGUCGGCGACGCAGAAGAGCUCCGGUGCCUCGACCAAUUUUUCGAUCUCGAGUAUCCUCUCGAGGAACGAGCCGUCGGCGAGGAAGAACGGCUUCGCCGGACAGAACGUCAUCGACAACGGGCUGUCGGCCACUUCGGACAAUGCCGUUUUGUCAAGAUUAGGAUUGAUGUCCCAUUUCGGCGCCCUGGCGGCGGCGAGCAGUAGAUACGCGGCACUAUGCGGCGGCGGUUCCGACCCGAGAACUUUGCCCUGGUAUUGGGGCAGGAUACCGUCGCAAAUUCCCCUGGAAAAACCCAGUCCGAACGGCGGUUCCACAAAUGACGAGCCAUCGCCUCCGGCCUCGCCACGCGACCACCACAACACCACCAACAACACAGAGACGAGCCGCUCGUCCAGACCAUCAUCCCCAUCGGACCACCAAAGAUCGCCGGCCAGCAGCCCCUCGCACCACGGCGGCCUGCCCACCUCCCAUCCCGCGUUCCUGGACCAAUCCUACAUGCGAUCCAAGUCGCCGUACAGGGACUCGGAGAACAUGGUCAUCGACGAGGAGAUCGAGGACGACGAGAGCGACUACGACAACGACAAGGACAAGAAAGUGAACAGCUCCAGCCUGAGUCCGGGCAGUUCGUUGGCGAACAAACGGAAAAAGAAAACCAGAACGGUGUUCUCCCGAUCUCAAGUGUUCCAACUGGAGUCGACGUUCGACAUGAAGCGGUACCUGUCGUCGUCCGAACGGGCCGGCCUGGCGGCCAGCCUCCACCUGACCGAGACCCAGGUCAAAAUCUGGUUUCAGAACCGCAGGAACAAGUGGAAACGGCAACUGGCCGCCGAACUGGAGGCGGCCAACAUGGCCCACGCGGCCCAACGUCUGGUGCGGGUGCCAAUACUGUACCACGAGUCGGCCAACACGUCGAUGCGCCACCCCUUCGACCAGAACCAUCCCUUGAGUCUGCACCAUCCGUUGGAGGCGAGCAGGGAGCCGCCCAGCGGCGGUGCACCCGUCGUCAGCACGGCGGGCUAUCCCAGUUCCUUGUACUACCACCAUCAGGCCGCCGUCGCCGCGGCCGUGCACAAUUUGCCCGCCAGUCCGGUGAACAGGCCCCCGAUGUCGGGUUUGGUAUGAGGUUUCGUCAGUGCGUAGGCGUUAAGGUGAUGAUGGGCCGUUGUGCAACUUGUAAAUUCGUGUCUCGUUUAACGAGGAUUGUGAACGCUGUAUUUGUUUUAUUUAUUUCCUUUUUGCUUUAAUGUACAUAUUGGUUGGUUUUUGAGGUUGUCUCAUGUGCAAAUAUAUAGUGUACGAACUUGUAGAAAUGCUUUAUGUAAAUACCGUAUUUAUAUUAAAUUAUUUAUUUACUUUAUGUAGCUACUUGUAUAUAUUCCAGUUUGUAACAGCUACCACAGUUACCUAUAUGCCAAAAAAUAAUUAGUUGAUAAUAAAUGUAUAAUUGUGUAGUA